AUGCUGCGUCUUCAAGAAUCAUUAUCCGAAUCCCGCUCCACGCCGGUGCGUGGUCGACCAGAUCGGAUAUCCAUCGAUGCGCUUCUUAAUCCCGCGGAGAGCGAGGAGACAGGCUCCCAACAGCCUAGAACACCCGACCAUCAGUACCACCACGGUUAUCAGAAUGGCCAGUUCUCGCCUCGCGAAGAUUUUCGGUACCGUCCCGAACAAUCAACGCCUAGUCGUGAGGAAACGUCCUUGAUUCGCCAAUCGGGGUUUGACCACGGAGACUCGGGACAGUAUCGGUAUGAGCGGUUCGAUUCGGUAUCCAGCACCUCAACCAACCCGACCGAGAGCCGUAGGCCACCCCGGCCAAAGUACGACGAGGAAGAGAUGUACUUCAUAUGGUACCAUCGCGUUGACCUCGAGAAGGAAUGGAAAGAGGUCCAAGAGUGUUACAGCAGACAGUUUCCUGGACGUCAACGGCGUGGAAUCCAAGGAAUCCAGUGCAAAUUCUACCGCUUCAUCAAGGAAAAGAGAUGUCCGACGGUUCGGGAACAACGGAGACUUCGCGAUGGCGAGUUCAUGGCACGUGGCAGAUCCCGGUCCAAAUCACUGCCUAGAUACGGAGUGGUUGAGUGGUGUGGUGCCUGGUACCCGUGGAUGAAGCCGGAGCAUGUUGCGCAUUUGCAUCGUUCUCAGCGACAACCGUUGAUGAAUUAUAGAUUCGAUCGGCUGGUCUACAUCAUCGUCGUCGUCGCCGUCAUCCUCUUCAUCAUAACAUCCGCUUUUCCUAUUGCACCAAUACCGCCGCUGAUCGAAUCCGCGUUGCCUCUCAACCAUUGA
Molecule: messenger RNA, 825 nt
Organism: Rasamsonia emersonii CBS 393.64
Lineage: Eukaryota; Fungi; Ascomycota; Eurotiomycetes; Eurotiales; Trichocomaceae
Exons: 2
Coding region: 1-825 (274 amino acids)
Source: RefSeq, a predicted model, not a curated record